Molecule: messenger RNA, 746 nt
Organism: Parasteatoda tepidariorum (common house spider)
Lineage: Eukaryota; Metazoa; Arthropoda; Arachnida; Araneae; Theridiidae
Source: RefSeq, a predicted model, not a curated record
AGAAUUUGAGAGAACGUGUUUGCAAUCACGAACGUGCAGUGCACCUGUUUACAGAUUCUGUUCUGAAUCGCACUCCCUGUGAAUACACGGCCUAUAGGUGUGAAAAUUACAAAGAUUUUGAGCUUGGCAAAUGCAUGAGCUGUUCAGAUACUUGUGGUCGAAUGGGCUACAAGUCACAUGGCAAUGGUAUCUACUAUUUGAUGACGAAGGCAGAGACUCCAUAUUGUGCUGGUCUUGCCAAACUGACAGUGAAGUUCCCCGCAACUGUCAAGAAGUCUUAUGGAUCGAUGAUCUUGACAUUCGUUGGGAAGAAUGGAGAAAAAGAAAACGUGACGCUAACAGAGAAGGAUGAGAAGCUUUCCCCUGGCGGUGGAAAAUUUCAAGCAAUGCCCAUAUCUGAUAUUGUCGGUCAGUUGGAUUCAGUUCAGGCUCUGUACCUGAGAUACAAUGGCUUCUUUACGAAAGGAAAGGAAACCUUUGGAAUAGCCUCUGUCACCAUACAGGAUUCGGAUGACAAAUAUAUAUUUAAGAGUUGUGCAGAUCCCGUCAUUCUUACCGAUCAACAAUAUCAUACUUUGAAACAAACGGAGGCCAGCUGCUGAUGAAAAUAUUGCGAAAUUAAAAGAAUAGAAAAAAGAUUAUGGAUCCUUAAGCACAACAUUUUACCAACCAAGAACUAUUAACUGUUUGUUUACUUUCAUGUUGUUCAAUGUCUUAAAUUCAAAUAAAGAGCACUUUUAAUAAAA